Molecule: messenger RNA, 1095 nt
Organism: Pediculus humanus corporis (human body louse)
Lineage: Eukaryota; Metazoa; Arthropoda; Insecta; Psocodea; Pediculidae
Exons: 6
Coding region: 1-1095 (364 amino acids)
Biological process (GO): double-strand break repair via homologous recombination
Cellular component (GO): Shu complex
Molecular function (GO): zinc ion binding
Source: RefSeq, a predicted model, not a curated record
AUGGCCAAUCUAACUGAUCAAGAUCUUAUUUCAUUAAAUGCUCUAUUCGGUGAAACUUUUGAAAAAGCCCUUGAGAUUUUAGAGGGAAAUAAAAUAACUUAUUUUCAUUUAAAACAAACAAAUAUUGGAAUAUAUCAGGUUGAGGGUAGUUUGUGCAAGUCGUACAUGAUAUAUUCAUCUGUAAAUUAUUGCUCAUGUCCUUUUUACAAACAUCAAGUUGCAGAAGGUGCUCAAAUAAUUUGCAAACAUGUUUUAGCAUCAAUUCUUGCAGACAUUACUGGUAAAAGAUUGUCUAUUGAAACAACUGAUGAACAUCUAAGGGAUUUAAUCCUUGAAUCUGGUACAAUUUUGAAAGGUUGGAAUACCAAAGAUACAUGCAUGGAGCAAUACAUGUAUUCAUCACCUACAGCUCCUUUUAUGUUUCCCGAUUCAAAUAAUUGGUCACAUGUUCCCCCCCAAACUAUGCCAUGGGGAACGCCUGCAGAAUUACAACCGUCUGUUGUAAGAUUUACAGCGGGAAAUUUUAAUGGAUCUACUCUACUCUCGUGCAAAAGAAAAAGUGAACCACCUAUAGAUAUGCCUCCAGCUAAAAUGUUGGUCACUGAUGAAAAAAUGGCUGCUCACAUGCAAAGUCUUCACAUUUCAGAAAUUGAAAAUGAAAAAAUGCUUUCAAACAUGAGUUGUAAAGAUGAAUCCAUGGAAACUGAUUCAUUGCCUAAACUUAUUUUAAGCGAUGAAAUUAAAAAUUUAAAGACUGACAUGAUUUUUCCAGAAUCAGUUUUUAAAAGAUUGGAAAAACCAGAAAUGGCGCUUGUUCUAUGGCAGCCACCACUUAUUAGUGUAGAAAGUAAAUUAAACAAACUUAAUAAGUCGUGCAAAACUAAAAAUGAAGAGUCCGAUGAAAAAUCUACUGAUAAUAAUAAUAGUUUAAGAGAAAAAACAGAUGAUAAAUCAAUGGAUAUAACAAUGGAAGCUAAUAUAAUGAAUAAUAUCGAUAACACAUUUAGACCCAUAGAUCCAGUACCGAAACCAUCCACACCAACACAAUAUUAUCAACCAGUACCUCAUUUUCAAGGAUACACUUCAUUUUUUUAA